CUUGUCGAACAUUUGACCUAUUAAUAAAGGGAUAAUUACCUAAUUCUACCUAGAUCUCUAUUUCUAUUCUUGCUUAAUUCUCGUAAAUUAAAAUCCAGCAAAUAAAUAAAAUAAAAAUCUCCUGACUAAAACCCUAAAACACAAUCCUCACUCUCGUUCUGGCAAACACUUCGUCUUCCCAACCGAUACACCACGUCGAGUGGCCGAGGCCAAACUCCAACGAACGAACACGAUGCUCUGCUCUUCAUUUCGCCUCCGUCUCCCCUCCCUAACCUCCUCCUGCUCCUCGCUCCUCCGCUUUAGAACCAGCCCUACCCAACCUCCGCUUCCGUCCCUUUUCUUCACCUACGCCACCACCACCGCCUCCCCUGUCUCCGACGACGACGACGUCGCCGCCGCCGCCGACCACCUCCCCUUCCCCUCCCAGGAGUCCGUCCUCUACGUCCUCAAGAAGUUCGACAAGAAGCCGCAGCAGGCCCUGUCCUUUUUCCGCCGCGUCACAGCUCGGCCCGGCUUUGCCCCCGGCCCCCCAGCCUACAACCUCAUGCUCCGCAUCCUCGGCCGCCCCGAUCACCUCACCGACUUCUGGGCUUUCCUCAGGUCCAUGCACGAAGUCGGCCACAACGUCGACCAAGGCACCUACCUCACCCUCCUCUCCGACUUCAAAAGGCACAAGCUGGCCGCCGAGUCCGCCGCGCUCGCCCAGUUCUACUCCAGGACUGCCCAGCAUGCCACCUCUGCGGCGGCCGUCUCCGCCGCGGCGAGAACCAUUCUCGACUCCGACGACUGGAACGAAGGCGUGGAGAAGAAAUUGGAGCUCCCGUUGACGGAGGUCGCGGUGGCUGGAGUCCUCCGGGAGGUCCGCGCGCGCCCGGCGCAGGCCCUGGCGUUCUUCCGGUGGGCCGGAGGGAGGUCGGGGUACGACCACGGGUCCGUCGCGUACAACGCCCUGGCCCGUGUUCUCGCCCAGGAGGACUCGAUGGGGCAGUUCUGGGACUUGAUUCAGGAGAUGAAGGAGAAGGGUCACGAGAUGGACAUCGACACCUACAUCAAAGUGUCGAGGCAUCUCCUCAAGAGCAGAAUGAUGAAGGAAGCCGUGGAGCUAUACGAGCUUAUGAUGGACGGGCCGUACAAGCCGGCGAUCCAGGACUGCGGCAUGCUCCUGAGGCAGAUCGCGCUGUACGACGCUCCGGAUCUCGAUUUGGUGUUCAGGGUCGUGAGGAAGUACGAGGCGGCCGGGUACUCCUUGUCCAAGGUGGUCUAUGAUGGGAUCCAUCGGUCCCUCACCAGCAACGGCAAGUUUGACGAGGCCGAAGAGAUCCUGAAGAAGAUGAGGCUCGAAGGCUAUGAGCCGGAUAACAUCACUUACAGCCAGUUGGUGUAUGGCCUCUGUAAGGCCAAGAGAUUGGACGACGCCUGCAAGGUGUUCGAUGAAAUGGAAGCGGCCGGUUGUACCCCUGAUCUCAAGACCUGGACAGUUCUGAUACAAGGGCACUGCACCGCAGGGGAGGUCGAUAAAGCCCUGGAGUUGUUGACGAAGAUGAUCGAGAAAAACUGUGAGGCAGAUGGGGAUGUUUUGGAUGUCUUGGUGAAAGGCCUGUGCAGCAAUAACAGGGCGGAUGCCGGCUGUACACUGUUCCAUGAGAUGGUGGAGAAGGUGCAUGUCAAGCCAUGGCAAGCGACCUACAAGCAUUUGAUUCAAGAAUUGCUGAAAUCAGGAAUGCUGGAAGAGGCAUUGAAGCUUCUUAGUUCCAUGAAGAUCCAUAAAUUUCCACCUUAUGCAGAUCCUUUCCCUUCCUACAUAGCCAAGUGUGGGACAACUGUGGAUGCUGAAGAGUUCUUGAAAGCCUUGACGGUGAACAACUAUCCAUCGCCUGCAGCUUACUUGCAUGUGUUCCAGUCCCUCUUCAAAGAAGGUAGGUACUCUGAGGCUCAAGAUCUACUAUACAAAUGCCCUCAUCAUAUUCGCAAGAAUGUGGACAUCUCCAAACUCUUUGGUUCAAUUAAAUCUGAGAAAGCUUCUUAAUUCCAGUGCUCCCAGCGCACAACAUGCCCUUGUUGUGAUCAAUGUAGCCAUUGCAUUGUCUUUAUCCUCUAUGAUCUAUGUGUACUUAUUAGGGAGGCUUCAUUCUCAAGGUCAUCAAACACCUUCAUGCAAUGGUGUCAGUAGCUGCUUGUUGUUUUGUCUGUUUUGGUUUCUUUCUUUCCUAUUUUUUCUCCAACAAUUUACUUACUUCUCUGAGCUUUUCUUUCCAA
Molecule: messenger RNA, 2256 nt
Organism: Musa acuminata subsp. malaccensis (wild Malaysian banana)
Lineage: Eukaryota; Viridiplantae; Streptophyta; Magnoliopsida; Zingiberales; Musaceae
Product: pentatricopeptide repeat-containing protein At3g48250, chloroplastic
Biological process (GO): RNA splicing
Molecular function (GO): protein binding
Source: RefSeq, a predicted model, not a curated record